This is a messenger RNA of Drosophila sechellia, 1393 nucleotides long. RefSeq lists its product as uncharacterized. The record is from RefSeq and is a predicted model, not a curated record. Bases 634 to 1263 code for a protein of 209 amino acids. Lineage: Eukaryota; Metazoa; Arthropoda; Insecta; Diptera; Drosophilidae. The transcript has a single exon.
UAUUGAAAAUACCAUCUCAGAUCCGUGGCUUAAAGGUAAUGCUCUUCCUUUAACCAGCUGAAUUUAAUGCUACCAAUUUGCGAUAACUUUCCCGAAAGUAACCAAUGAAAAUAUAGAAGACAAAGAAAAAGACUUCGAACUGACUAUCAGCGAUGUUCCACGAACCAAUAGCCCAAACAUUUCCCCUAAUUGUAUCAGUCUGCGAAUUUAUGGCCCCAACUAUUAAAUGUUCCAGCCGGAGCUCCUCCACUGCUGGUAUUUUAUGACCAAAGCUCGGUAAAACAAAAUGGGAGAGGGCAGGAGGAUGCAUGGCCACGCCGGUUACUAAAGGUGAGGGUUCAGCCAGGGCAGCAUGUUAUAAGAAAUUCAAUUAUAAGAAUUUUAUAAUGGUUUUUGCGUGGCCACUGCACUGCACUCUACUUUUUUUCAAAAUCCUUCUUAUCAGAGGUGACACAUUUGAGAUAUGAGAUAUCUUAGUAAAUUCAAAAUAAUCGACUAUCAAGAACAGCCAAGUUCGUGAUUGAUUUUGAUAUUCGGCUUUAGCGAUUUUACAGUUGUUUCCCAGAGAAACUUAUCAAUAUUCGCUCAACAAAAAAAAAUUUAUAUGUGUGUGUGUUAUAUUUCUGAUAAGCUAUGACAAGUUUUCGAAUUCGAUUGAUUUCGGACCAAAAUCUGGUCCUCGUGGACGCCCCACAUCACGAGUCGGAGGUUUUUGUACCCCAGAUAUACAACAAUGACAUUGUGCUGUGGAACAUCGUACGAGAUCGUCGGUCGAAUCCAAAAGUCGAAUUUUGUGAAGAGCCUGUCCAGGGUCAAGACAAUGGUCAGCUCUGCCAGCGCCCACAGAUCCAGACUCGGAUAACGACGGCGACGGCAGGUCUGGCCCCCUGGGCGGUGUCCAUCGAAGGCAGUCCAUUUAGAAGAAUUGCGGAGGAAGGUUCCCGGUGUCCACUGUUUUCACUCAAGCUCAUCUCAAAUGGCAGCGUAGUGCUCGUGGAAUGCAAUGUCCACGAAUCGGAGAUCUUUCUACCGCAGAUUUGCGGUCAGUACAUAGCCAUGAAACGCAUCACCGGCCGCGAACUUUUACUGCCAUCCAAACCGAAGAUCUCUGCUGUCCAACCAGCUAAGUCCAAUUGUUUACGCAUUCAACCGACUCGCUUCUGUUCAAAAACGACCAACUUGGAUAUUCAGGCAAAAAAACGAAGAAGCGCAAAAGUCAAGAGCAAACCAAUCACUCUGGAGCUGGGGAUCAACGAACGUUGAAGUCCGCGAAACGAUAGCCCCUUGUCAAAUUCAUAUUAUGUGUAUGUCAGCCGAAAAUAAAUUGUAAAAUUUCCUGUUCCAGACCAUACGAUCGUGAUGGAAUCCAAAUAAAGAAUAAUAUACAAAGUAA